Rhopilema esculentum is the source of this 5429-nucleotide messenger RNA. RefSeq lists its product as uncharacterized. Lineage: Eukaryota; Metazoa; Cnidaria; Scyphozoa; Rhizostomeae; Rhizostomatidae. Gene Ontology annotation, molecular function: alpha-L-arabinofuranosidase activity. Gene Ontology annotation, biological process: L-arabinose metabolic process. The record is from RefSeq and is a predicted model, not a curated record.
GCGGAGAGAGUAUAUUUCAAUAUUAGUUGAUAUAUGAUUUCUCUGCUUACUCGUGGAUACCCUCUAGUCCGUGGACUCUUCCACUUUGUGACUGCUGUCUUAUUUUAGUCGCAACUCCUAAAUUAUUUCUUCAUUUCAUUUCAUUCCAUUUCACAUGUUUAAAGAAGGUCGUUCUGCAGCAAUGCCGAUUUUCGAGGAGCCCUCUAUUAUAGCUUUGUGUAACUUAGAGUCUUCUUGGGGUCUUUUAUAACUUAUAGGAAAAAAGCUUUUGUAUAAAUGACUUUGGGUUCUACUGGGGGUACUGUCUUCUUUUAUAGCAUUGAUUUUCUGGUCACCAUCUUCCAUUUCAGAAUUCCUUCUUGAGAACAGCAUGCCAAUCACUAGGAUCCCUGUUUUUAUUGAUCUGUGAUGGUGGUGUAAAAUUGAAGGAAUUCUCGAAAUAGGAAAUCAUGAUUGGUGUGUGAUACACCACUUGUGUUUUGACGAAUAAUGAAUAUGUAGUUUUCAAGAUCAUCAUUGAGAAUAACACGCAAUCAUCGGUCACCAAAACAGCCACACUUUUCUUUGUCUUCUAGUCGCCUUCUUCUCGUUCAAUUGUGACUGCAUUAAUCAGUUGUAUGCACUGCUCUCAGCGGCUUCAGUCUCAGCAAUGUUUCACAAGCAAAGAGUUCCUCUUUUUAAAUCGAUCAGCUAAUGAUGGCAUGUAUCUUCACUUUCAUGACGCUUUUAAUCAGCAUUGAUCUUGCAAGCAUUCUCAUCAUAACAGACCAUUUUGUUAUCAAGAAACUCACACGAUGGCUUUAGUGUUAUCUCUUUUUAAACAUUCAUUUUCUAUAUGGUUGUGGCGGAUCAUCUUCUCAAUGAACCAUUUUUGACGUAUUAGGUAAACCUACGUUUUCGCGAAUCUGCUCGACUCGUGCGCCGUGCGAAUGAAUUGUUAAAAAUCACACGUGGCGCAAGUUUUUGAAAACCUUCCGAAAAGCUGAACAGAGAAAAUGAAUGUCACAAGAUGGUUAUUCUCAGUGUCUUGGUCUAUAGAAAAAAUGUGAAUCAAUUUGAGCUUAACCUGGUGGAUCAAUUUGAGCUCAACCUGGUUGCAGAUUCUCCAGGACAUUUCUUCACUGAGGGUAAGUUUUAUCCAGUAAUGUAUAUUAAUCACCUUGGGCUGGGCGACAUCCCCAGGACAGUUUUUUGAGGGUAUGCAUUUUUCUUUGGUUAGGAAAAUAUUCCUCUAAAGCAUGCUUGGAAUCACCGGUAAAGAAACCUUGAUAGUUGACGUUUUUUCUAAUAAGUGGUAUUUACCCACCCAAACCCAGUAUGGUUAUGCCAACGUCCAGAAAAUGUUACAGCCACACGAUCAACAACCGUGAGAAAGCAGUCAUUUAAAAAGCAGCUUAGAUGCCACAUCCAUGUCUCACCAAGUUUCCAUUAUGAUUCUGAUGAAGUAUUCAUAUCUUUAGGGUAUUGCCCAGAGGAAGGAUGAGUACUUUUCAAAAACAAUCUAAAACAAUCUAAAACAAACUAAAGCAAUCUAAAACAUUCUAAAACAAACUCUAAGCAUUUUUUUUAACUUGCGUUUUUAGAAGGGCAUGUAUUUUACCUUUUCAUAAUGAUUAGAGAAAAUGGAAAGCCUGGUUUGUAACAUUGCUCCAAUGUUCAAUUCAGUAUUCUUAACCAAAGGUUUAAAUUGGGAAAAACAAAUGGCUAAAUUUAAAGUAUGUUGCGGACUUACCGGGUUACUAGCACGCAGACCUCCAUGAUAGAAGCCUCUAACGAGCAUCCCUUGUAGCUACAUUUUGGUUUUGUAGAAUGUUCUGUUCUUGCAUCAUUUUCCAACAAAACGAUGUCCUUUUUUCAUAAGUCAUGAGUUUCAUCUUGCUAGUUGUAUUUCAGAGCUAGCAGCAAAUACAGUAGCUGUAGAUUUGUAUGUUUACUUGCUCUAUUAGACUUAAUUAAAAGAGGUGUUUCUCGAUAAUAGCCAAACUGGUGUCCCUAUCACCUGUGAAAUCGUAUUGUACUUGUUGCCCUGUAACCCAUACAAUGAAUUUACACGGUUGGUUGUUUUACUAUCAUGCCCGCAAAGGGGGGUGAUCCUUCUUGAUAGCAAAUCAUUUCAAAUUUGUUUUCCAAUUCAAUUCGUAGUGAAAUUCUUGAAAUGGAGCCCCCGGUUUGCCUUCGUCUCCCCAAACAAAGUAUUUCGCUCUCUACUUAAAUUAACGAAAAAUACCUAUAGCUUACAUGCUUUUACUUUUAGGAUGCAGUGGAUAUCUAGUCUUUGUUUUGUGCUUUUCAUACUGCGAAACGCUGUUUGCGGAGACAAGCUUGUAAAGUUAGUCGAUCCAGACAACCCUACUAGUGGAUCUGCGAUAACAUGCAGGCCUCAGGAUGGUUGCGCUAUCACUAAAAAGCAUGAUGGUGACCAUAUAUUCAAAUUAAAGGAAACUGCCGUAGGAGAAAAUGACGUCUACCCGAUUCUACGAGAUAAUGCAAUCUCAUUUGAAUCUGUAAAAUUCCCAGGCUACUACAUGGUAGAGCGCAUUAAGAAUGGCAAAAAGCUGAUUAUGUUGGAUACUAUCAACUCCAACUCAAAAGCAGAUAGAAAAUCAGCCACAUUUAUUCAACAUUUCAAGGUUUCCACUCACAGUUAUGUAUUCCAAGUCGCUGGUAGAUAUUACAACUUUAUUUGCAAUAUAGCAAUAUCCAAAGGUGGCCAGCUUUACACAGGGAUAGAUGAUGACUCGAAGUAUUUUGCGGACCGAUGCUCUUACGAUAUGAUUGACAUCAAAGACGACGAGGUGAAAGGCCAGCCACAGACGGGGGCUGGCGACAAAGCUAAUGGUGGUGGUGGUGCUGGCGGUCUUCCUGGGAGCGGGGGCAAGGGCGAUGGCGGGAAAGGCAACUUCGUCAAACUUUUCAUCCCUGGCCCCCCUGGAAUACGCCCAACUCUUGGUCUCAAGGCCGAUCUAUUUCAAAAGGUUAGAGUUGGAAUGCCACCUGAUCAGUUCAUCAUCAAAUCCCCCGGGCUGAACGGCGUUGAAGGAACAUAUUCAUUUGAAUCAGCAAAGUAUCCCAUGUUUUACCUUCAGAGAAUUGGCAGGGACAUCUAUCUUGAAGCACUGAAAAGGAACCAAGAUUUCUAUGCCUCUGCUACAUUCAAGGCUACACCAUACAUAAACAAGAAAAAUCGUUAUUUUGUCAGCCCGUACAGCCAACCAGAAUGGUUUCUUGGCCAUUUACAUGUUCCUCCAUUUUAUGUACGUGCUAUGUACAACAACAACACUGCUGAGUUCGACUUAGAUGUCUCCUGGAUAUUCAAGUACCAAAAGCAGAAAGAGCUAUUCGGGUUAGGCACACACCACGAUUUAUUCCGCGCUCUUAUCAAGCUACUCUCUCUUGUCCACGGUCCUCUAACUGCAAGUCAAGAAUCAGCUAUUUUCCAAGCUCUUCAUGGGAACACCGACUUGACAGAACUCGGUAACUCGACAGCAAUCAUGCAGCUGUUGCAGUCUCAACACAAUAGCUUGCUGCUUUCACAACUGGCCACAAUCAACGGACUCCAAGGAGUUAAACCCGUCAUACCACCAGCAGCUGAUGCCUCAGCGCUUAGUGAUGCCACAACUGCUGCCGGAUCAGUUGCAGGUGCUACAGCAGGGUCUGCCGCGGGUACUAAUACCGGUGGUGCUGGUGGCACAUCAGGUGGCACAUCAGUUGGUACAUCGGGUGGUACAUCGGGUGGUUCGGUUACAGACAAAGUUAAAACUGACAAUAAACCAGAAACUGAGGUCGUCGUAGAAAAAUACGAGCCUUGGAGUGACUGGAGCUCGUGCAGUGCCCAGUGUGGAGCCGGACACCAAAUUCGCGUCCGGCCAUGCAAAGUUAAUGCGCAAACUUGCACACCUUUGCAGCAAAGUCAGUCUUGUGUAGCAGCAGCCCCCUGUCAACCAGCUGGAACAGUCCAAGCGAGCCCACAAGUCGUUCAAACAGUGCCACAGGUGGCUCAAGCUGUACCACCGGUAGUUCAGGCUGCUCCUGUUGCCCAGGCGACUGGAGGAUGCCCUAUGACUUGCGGUUACGAUUGCAACCCUACCUCUUGCCCCCUAUCCUGCUGCUCAAGUAGUCUCGUUAAGAAGCAUCACAUUGCCAAAGUGAAGCAUUUCAAACGGAAAUUUGAAAGAGCCAUCAAACAUAGGGGACAUCACAAGCAGUAAUUGUUGUGGGCAACGAAAGGAUGAGACCUUCAACAAAGUCCUCUUUACAGGUUCUGAUACAAUUUCUAGUUCUCCUAGCACAGAAAAUUACCAUGAAGGUUAUAAGUCGUAUUUGUAGUUGAGAAAACAGCAAGAAGUUUUUUAUUCCAAAUAUGCUCGUUGCUAAUAUGUUUCGCAACUAAAUUAUACGCAGAAGAAUAAGAGUACCCAUAGCAUAAUGGCUGAUAGAUGAUAUUGCUAAUUCUUAAUUGUUAUAAAGUGAAAUUACGGUUUUUGUACUUAACGGGUAAAAGGAGUAAUUGAUUGUAUGGUAUUAAUCAAACAUUUUCAAAAUAUUGCGAUUUUAAAAUUUUAAAGUUUUAGGCCCAUAAACAGCCCUUAGCAUGUGUGAGCAUGCUUUCAAUUUUCUUCUAUCCAAAUCUUUAAAACAAGCCCUGGAAAAUUGCUUUUAUUCUACCGUUAACUUUAUUCAACCGUUGCCCUUUCAACCAUCGCCAGAAAGACUUUCUAAAUCCCAGAAAGUAAGCAGACUGUACCCUUGGAAGGGUUGUGUUAUCAGAGCGGCCGUUGGUUGAGAACAUUUGGAGCAAAAGGGGUUGUUAAGAUGCCCGCUUUAUCCUUUUUAUACAUCGUGUAGAAAAAACCAAAUAUAUAGAAAAGACUAGGUGAAUUACCCUAGUGGCUAACUCUGGGAUUUCCUCUUGAACUUAGAAAAAGGAUAUUCAAACAAUCUUUUGGUGGUACAAAACUUGUAAAUGGCUUUGAAAAAAGCAAACAUUUAAUAAACUAAAUCUUUUCGUCUGACACUCUUCAGAGUUUAAAACGUCAGAACAUAGAUCGAAAACUCUACGCUAGGAAAUAUAUAUACCCAGUUGUGGAUCGAAAUAGGCCAAUCAGAAACACGAGCACAUGACUGUAUAGGUUGACCAAUCAGUGCCGCUUGCCUAUUCUUAAGUUCUGUUAUUUUCUGACGUUUUAAACUCUGGAGAGUGUCAGACGAAAAGCUUUAGUUAACUAAAUGUUUGUUUUUUUCAAAGCCAAUUAAAAAUGAUAUUCCUUUACUAAAUGUAUACAAUGAAUAAUACUAUAUAAAUUCUAAAUAGCAUAUUUCAUGUAACCUAGUUAUUAAUUUGUGUACUAAGCAAAUAAUUAAAUUCAUCUGUAUUGAGUUUCAAUCAAUAAUUGUAUGACUGUAAGUCAAUUAUAUAAUAUUUUACAUUA